Trachymyrmex cornetzi is the source of this 4158-nucleotide messenger RNA. RefSeq names its product Pyruvate carboxylase (gene PCB). Gene Ontology annotation, molecular function: ATP binding; metal ion binding; pyruvate carboxylase activity. NCBI's taxonomy places the organism in Eukaryota, Metazoa, Arthropoda, Insecta, Hymenoptera, Formicidae. The coding region runs from base 523 to 4113 and encodes 1196 amino acids. The transcript is spliced from 14 exons. Gene Ontology annotation, cellular component: cytoplasm. The record is from RefSeq and is a predicted model, not a curated record. Gene Ontology annotation, biological process: pyruvate metabolic process; gluconeogenesis.
GCCUCUAUUUCUGUACACGUCGAGCGCGUGUGCCAGAGAGACUGUUCAGUGCGGCUUAGACUUCAGCCGGACGAGUCUAGGCUAUAUCUCGUUCCUGGCGAGCAACACAAAAUACCAAAAAUAAUUGACGGAAUAUCAAAGUGUUAUUUCAGGAAAACAGACAAGAAAACGAUUUAAAUAUAUGAUAAAAACGUGCCGUAGAACGAAUAUUCUAACAAAUUGAAAGCUGCGUCUAGCGAUAACUCCAAAAGACAUAAUUAUCGCGAUCAUACGAAGACUACUUGGAAUUCGAACUCGAACGAAGACCGAGACAGAAACGAAAAGUGCUGUUUUAAAACGCGAGAAUUAAUUUGAAAAUAUUUAAACCGACCUAAACAAUUUCAAUAGGGAAAUAAUUCAUUUUAAGAAGAUAAAGUGUGGAAGUUUAUCUUUUAGCUUUUUUUAUACGCCAUUCUCGAACAAAAGUAACGAAGAAUAAUUCUGUGAAUAUUGUGUGAACGCUUAAUAAAAACAACUAACAAAAUGCAUUCCAUGCGUGCUCAUCGGACACUAAAUAAACAUAAAACUGUGUUACAAAUAUGGAAAAUUACCACGAGAUAUUUCCGCACAGAUGUAGAAUACAGACCAAUCAGAAGUGUCCUCGUUGCCAAUCGAGGAGAAAUUGCCAUUCGUGUAUUUCGUGCUUGCUCGGAACUCGGCAUUCGCUCCGUAGCAAUUUACUCGGAGCAGGAUAAAAUGCAGAUGCACCGUCAGAAAGCAGACGAAGGUUAUUUAGUGGGCAAAGGAUUACCACCCGUUCAAGCUUACUUGAAUAUUCCUGAGAUUAUCCAAGUAGCCAAAGAAAACAAUGUCGACGCUAUACAUCCUGGUUAUGGAUUCCUUUCUGAGAGAGCAGACUUUGCUCAAGCGGUUACUAAUGCAGGCAUCAGAUUCAUUGGACCUAGUCCUAAAGUCGUCCAACAAAUGGGAGACAAGGUGGCUGCCAGACAAGCCGCGAUUCAAGCUGGAGUACCCAUCGUCCCGGGAACAGAUGGGCCAGUAACAAGUUCUGAUGAGGCGAUGGAAUUCUGCAUGAAGCACGGUCUUCCGGUUAUCUUUAAGGCAGCGUAUGGAGGUGGAGGACGAGGUAUGAGAGUUGUAAGACAAAUGGAGGAGGUCCGUGAGAUGUUUGAUCGUGCAUCUUCCGAAGCGGCGGCUGCUUUUGGAAAUGGCGCAAUGUUCAUUGAGAAAUUCAUUGAGAGACCACGUCAUAUUGAAGUUCAAUUACUUGGAGAUCAUGCUGGCAAUGUUGUACAUUUAUAUGAACGCGAUUGUUCCGUGCAGCGUCGUCAUCAAAAGGUUGUCGAGAUUGCGCCAGCUCCAGCAUUGUCGUCUAAGGUUCGAGAGAAAAUGACUGACUAUGCCGUCAAAUUAGCAAAACAUGUUGGUUAUUCGAAUGCCGGUACUGUGGAAUUCUUGGUUGAUGAAUCUGGAAAUUUUUACUUUAUUGAAGUCAAUGCCAGAUUACAAGUUGAGCACACAGUAACCGAGGAAAUAACAGGAAUCGAUCUCGUGCAAUCCCAAAUUCGAAUCGCCGAAGGGAUGACACUACCAGAACUUAGUAUGACGCAAGAUAAAAUUAUACCUCAAGGAUUCGCAAUUCAAUGUCGAGUGACCACAGAAGAUCCGGCUAAGAAUUUUCAACCGGAUACUGGAAGAAUAGAAGUUUUUCGUUCUGGCGAAGGUAUGGGCAUCCGAUUGGAUGGAGCCUCCGCAUUCGCUGGUGCUAUAAUCUCACCGUAUUACGAUUCACUACUUGUUAAGGUAAUCGCCCACGCCAGUGAUCUUCCGUCAUCCUGCGCCAAAAUGAAUCGAGCGCUUCGCGAAUUCCGCGUGCGAGGAGUAAAGACAAAUAUACCUUUUCUACUAAAUGUCUUGGAAAAUCAAAAGUUCCUCAACGGUAUUGUCGAUACAUAUUUCAUCGACGAGCAUCCUCAGCUUUUUCAGUUGCAGCCGAGUCAGAAUCGAGCCCAGAAAUUGCUCAAUUACCUCGGUACCGUCCUGGUCAAUGGCCCAAGCACGCCAUUAGCUACUCAACUGAAACCAGCGGACAUCAAACCACAUAUUCCGCAGAUUGCUCUAGACUUUGCUAAGCUUGCAGCUGCAGAAGAAACCAAUGAUCCCGACGCACCAGAACCUCUGGAUCCUCCGAAAGGAUUCCGACAUAUUUAUAAAGAGCAAGGUCCGGAAGCUUUCGCUAAAACUAUUAGACAGCACAAGGGUCUCCUUUUGAUGGACACUACGUUCCGUGAUGCCCAUCAGUCCCUCUUAGCGACUCGUGUACGAUCGCACGAUUUGCUGAUGAUCUCACCAUUCGUCGCCCACAAAUUCAACAAUCUUUAUUCGUUGGAGAACUGGGGCGGUGCGACCUUUGAUGUGGCUUUAAGGUUUCUUCAUGAGUGCCCUUGGGAACGGCUGGAAGAUAUGCGCAAGGCUAUCCCUAAUAUUCCAUUCCAAAUGUUACUUAGAGGUGCUAACGCUGUCGGGUAUACGAACUAUCCUGAUAACGUCGUCUUCAAGUUCUGUGAACUGGCUGUGAAAACCGGAAUGGACAUUUUCAGAGUAUUUGACUCCCUCAAUUACUUGCCGAAUCUUAUCGUUGGUAUGGAAGCCGCUGGAAAUGCGGGGGGUAUCGUCGAAGCGGCGAUUUCCUAUACGGGUGAUGUAAGCGAUCCGAAUCGUACCAAAUAUAACUUGAAAUAUUAUACCGACUUAGCGGACGAGCUAGUCAAAGUGGGUACUCAUAUCUUAGCGAUCAAAGAUAUGGCUGGAUUGCUUAAACCGAGAGCAGCCGAAAUGUUGAUCGACGCAAUAAGGCAGAAACAUCCAGAUGUGCCUCUUCACAUACACACGCAUGAUACUGCUGGAGCUGGAGUAGCUUCCAUGUUGGCCUGUGCGAAGAGUGGGGCCGAUGUAGUAGACGUUGCCGUUGAUAGCAUGUCUGGCAUGACCAGUCAGCCUUCUAUGGGCGCGGUUGUUGCAUCUCUUCAGGGAACGGACAUUGAUACAAAAUUGGAUCUAUCUGAUGUCUCCGAGUAUUCCGCAUAUUGGGAACAAACGAGAACGCUUUAUGCACCAUUCGAAUGCACAACAACAAUGAAGUCCGGAAACGCGGAUGUCUACCUCAACGAAAUUCCUGGUGGUCAAUACACGAAUUUGCAAUUCCAAGCUUAUUCACUCGGUCUGGGCGAAUUCUUUGAGGACGUGAAGAAGGCAUAUCGACAAGCUAAUCUUUUGCUCGGUGAUAUUAUCAAAGUUACACCAAGCUCCAAAGUUGUCGGUGACUUAGCACAAUUUAUGGUUCAAAACAAAUUGGCCGCCGAUGAUGUUCUCAAGAAAGCCGAAGAACUAUCGUUCCCUAAGUCGGUAGUCGAAUUUCUUCAGGGUGCCAUUGGUGAACCUCACGGAGGAUUUCCUGAACCUCUCAGGUCGAAGGUUCUCAAAGACAUGCCACGCGUGAAAGGCAGACCAGGCGCGAGUUUGGCAUCACUCGACUUAGAUGCCUUGAGGAAGGAAUUGAAAGAAUUUCACCCACACGUUACCGAAAAGGACGUCAUGUCGGCCGCGCUCUACCCUAAAGUAACGAAGGAUUAUUUGAACUUCAAGGAACAAUUUGGUCCGGUAGAUAAAUUGGAAACUAGAAUCUUUCUCACGGGGCCUAAAGUAGGCGAGGUAUUCGAUGUCACAAUUGAGAAGGGCAAAACUCUCGGUAUCAAAACCCUUGCAGUUGCAGAAGAUCUCACGAAAAAUGGUGAACGUGAAGUGUUUUUCGAAAUGAACGGUCAACUGAGAUCUGUGUUCAUCAAAGAUAAAGAGGCCGUCAAGGAAUUGCAUGUGCAUCCAAAAGCAACGAAAGGUGACAGUAAUCAUCUGGGAGCGCCGAUGCCCGGCGAAGUGAUCGACAUUAGAGUAAAAGUGGGCGACACUGUGGAAAAGGGUGCACCAUUAGUUGUGCUAUCUGCUAUGAAGAUGGAGAUGGUUGUGCAAGCGCCUAAAGCGGGCAAAAUCAAGAGCCUUGAAAUCAGUUUGGGCAUGAGAUUAGAAGGAGACGAUCUCGUCCUGACAUUCGAAUAAACUCUUGCGCGCUGAUGGGAUCGAUCUAAAAAUCAAAUCGUGUAA